Molecule: messenger RNA, 654 nt
Organism: Entamoeba invadens IP1
Lineage: Eukaryota; Evosea; Mastigamoebida; Endamoebidae
Product: developmentally-regulated GTP-binding protein, putative
Exons: 4
Coding region: 1-654 (217 amino acids)
Biological process (GO): cytoplasmic translation
Cellular component (GO): cytoplasm
Molecular function (GO): GTPase activity; GTP binding
Source: RefSeq, a predicted model, not a curated record
AUGGUUCGAAAGUCCAGUUCCUUGAUCUUCCUGAUUGAAUAUGAGUUAGAGGGCUUUGAAAUUCGAUUGAACAAACGGCCACCGAAGAUCAAAAUAGUGAAUAAAACGGCGGGUUCGGUGUCAUUUACACCAUCAAUUCCACAGACAUGUUUGAUACAAGAGAAGGUCCGAUUGACAUUAAAAGAGUACAAAAUAUUGAACGCGGACGUUUAUUGUGACUGCGACGUGUCAGUCCAAGAUCUGAUUGGUGCUAUUGACCAGAGUUGUAAGUACAUUCCAUGCAUUUAUGUGGUGAAUAAGAUCGACCAAAUGAAUAAAGAAGACGUAGACAGACUAAAAACAGAACCGUAUUUUGCGUGUAUCUAUGCAAUGACUGAAGAAGGUAUAGUAGCACUCAGAAAACAAAAUUGGAAACAACUAAAUCUAAUUAGAGCGUAUACAAAAGUCCCAGAAGAAUUUCCGAACUUUAAAGACGUUAUUGUAAUCCCAGCAAAGAAGGCAACAGUAGAGAAUAUUUGCUUUAAAAUUUAUAAACAACUUUUAAAAAGGAACAUAAACUGGACGACAAGUAUGUCCUGCAAAAUAUUGAAGGAGGGAAGUGAUACUGUUUUUUGUGGAUACAAUUUUCAGCAUUUUAAUUUACUGAAUAACUAA